Molecule: messenger RNA, 5268 nt
Organism: Drosophila ficusphila
Lineage: Eukaryota; Metazoa; Arthropoda; Insecta; Diptera; Drosophilidae
Product: phospholipid-transporting ATPase ABCA3
Exons: 2
Coding region: 39-5177 (1712 amino acids)
Biological process (GO): transmembrane transport; lipid transport
Cellular component (GO): membrane; intracellular membrane-bounded organelle
Molecular function (GO): ATP hydrolysis activity; lipid carrier activity; ABC-type transporter activity
Source: RefSeq, a predicted model, not a curated record
UUUAAAUCAGAUUGUUGGAAAAUUAAUUAUUUUCAAAAAUGAGUCCAAAGGGAGAAUCGUUUUCCUCAACUGAAGUAUACGCCGUUGGAGAUUGGGAGAAGCUGAAGCUGCUCCUGUGGAAGAAUUGGGUUCUUCAGUGGAAUCAAAAGAUGCAAAUAGUGUUUAUUCUGGUUCUUCCUGUGAUGUUCCUUCUUCUGAUAGUGUUUAUUCGUCUUAUAGUCAUGCCGGAAAGUUUGGAUGAGACUCGAUAUCCACCCGUACCCAUUUCGGACUUGAGGCUUUACAUGAAGAAGGUUACGCAGGGAAAUAGGAUAUUACACCAGAACGGUUCCCUGAAUAUACCAAAAAACUUUCUUUGCUACACUCCAGAUACUCCAUUUUUUGGAGCUGUUAUGAAUGCCACGGUAUUGCGGCUCAGACUUUUGGGGAAUCGUCCUUAUGAGAACGCUUCGCAUAUGGAAUAUGAUAUGGUAAUGCAUAACUUUCUAGCCGGAGUGCAGUUCGAAACAAAUAUAGAGGCGACCAAUGAUCAGGGUUAUCCACUAAGCUUAAACUACUCCCUGCGAUUUCCCAGCGAACUGCGAACCAUGGAAGGACCAAUUAUUGAAACGUGGCGUACAUCCAGUAAGUUUUUGUCCUACGAUGCGAAGGGUCCCCGAAAUAGAUUGGAUAAUGAUGGCGGACUUCCGGUGGGAUACCUUCGGGAAGGCUUUCUGCCAAUCCAACAUGCCCUAACCAUGUCCUGGCUGAACUUAUUGUCGGGUGUUAAUGAUAACGACCUGCCAGUAAUAAAUCUCAAGCGCUUCCCCUACGGAGCGAUCACCUACGACCGAUUGCUGAGUGGUCUGCGCCAACUCCUGCCCUUCGUGAUCCUGCUCAGCUUUAUUUAUCCCUGCUCCACUGUGACCAAGUUCGUGACCGCCGAAAAGGAGCUCCAGCUCAAGGAGAUAAUGAAGCUGAUCGGAGUCCACAACUGGCUGCAUUGGGUCGCCUGGUUCGUUAAGAGCUACAUAAUGCUGAUGCUGGUGGUGGCUCUCAUUAUGAUUCUGGUUAUGAUCAAGUUCACCUCUUCGGUGGCGGUGCUCACCAAUUCCGAUUGGCCUCCGGUGCUGUUCUUCCUGCACACCUAUGUUGUUGUGAGUAUCUGUGUGUGCUUCAUGUUGGCGGUUCUGUUUUCAAAGGCCAGCACAGCAUCUGCAGUUGCAGCCAUCUUCUGGUUCCUGACCUUCAUACCCUACUCGUUCUCCUUCUAUUACUACGAACGUAUGAGCCUUCUGCAGAAACUGCUCAUUUGCAUGGUAUUUUCGAACUCAGCUUUGGGAUUCGGCAUCCAUGUCAUCGUAGUUUGGGAAGGAACCGGAGAGGGCAUCACCUGGGACAAUAUAUUCCACCCCGUCUCAACAGACGAUGAUCUCACCCUGUUUUACGUGAUCAUGUCGAUGAGUUGUGGAGGACUCAUAUUUCUGUUAAUUUGCCUGUAUUUGGAGCAGAUAUUCCCCGGCGACUAUGGCAUACCUCGUAAAUGGUACUUUAUUUUCCAGAGAAAAAUACUGCAGCACUUUAUGCCUUUGUAUAUAGUGAAUGCACCAAACAACAUUGGUGGAUCUGAAAGGAAAGGAGAAAGUUGUAGGAAAGGAAGGGAAGCAGGAGUUCAAUUGUGCAACCUUCAAAAGACAUAUGGCAAACACAAAGCUGUCAAGGGAUUGAGUCUCAAGAUGCAUUGGAAUGAAAUCACAGUGCUACUCGGUCACAAUGGAGCUGGCAAAACCACAACCAUCAACAUGUUGACCGGAGUAGUUAAACCCACAGCUGGAACCGCGAUAGUCAAUGGCUAUGAUAUUCGAACCGAUUUGGAGAAGGCUCGCCAAUCCCUGGGAGUUUGCCCCCAAGUCAAUAUACUCUUCAGGAGCAUGAGUGUGCGGGAUCAUAUAAUAUUCUUUAGCAAGCUGAAGGGAGUUCGCGGUUCGAAGGCGGUGAAAAAUGAGGUGGCUAAGUACGUUACCAUGCUGAAGCUGCAGGACAAAUCCUUUGUGGCCGCUGAUAAACUAUCUGGUGGCAUGAAGCGAAAGCUUUCCCUUUGCUGUGCCCUAUGUGGAAAUGCCAGAGUUGUCCUCUGCGAUGAACCGAGUUCGGGAAUCGAUGCAGCAGGUCGCAGAAGCCUCUGGGAUCUACUGCAGAGCGAGAAGGAAGGACGCACCAUUCUGCUGACCACUCACUACAUGGAUGAAGCCGAUGUCCUGGGCGAUCGAAUAGCUAUUCUAUCCGAGGGAAAGCUGCAGUGCCAGGGAAGCUCCUUCAGUUUGAAAAAAAGGUUUGGCACUGGCUAUCAACUGGUGUGCGUAAUAAAGAAUGGCUGCGAUGUUGAUGCAGUAACCAAGUUGGUAAACAAGUAUAUUCCUCACAUAAAACCGGAAAGGCAGUUGGGAACCGAACUAACUUAUCGUCUGCCCAACGAGUACUCCAAGAAAUUUGCGUCACUACUAAAGGAUUUGGAUAAAAAUUGUGAUAACCUUAAGUUGGAGGGGUAUGGCCUCAGCGGGGCAACUUUGGAAGAUGUUUUCUUGAACGUCAACAGCGACAGAAGAGUUGAGGGUGGAGCGGAAUCGCCUCAGGAUAAAGAAGGUCUGGAUUUAGUCUUUGAUAAAGAAACAAAGGCAACACGAUCUUCGACACGUUUCUGUAUGUUCUGGCAGGCUCUCCUUUUGAAGAAAAUAUUUGUCACCUUCAAAAACUACUGGAUAAUUCUGAUACACGUUUUAUUGCCCCUUAUAGUUAUGGUCAUGACCAUUCUCAAUUCGCGUGGAGGUAGAAUUUACUACGAAUUGCCAGCUAUGCCCAUAUCCCUUUAUCAGUACGAUAAAUCUUACGUUAUUUUGGAUGGUAAUGCCACCGAUGAAGCUUCAUCUCUUGCUAAGGAUUAUAGUAAGCAUUUAGAGCAGUAUGACGACAGAGUAAAGUUGAUAAGCACAAACGACUUCGAGGAUUAUAUACUUAGUAUGGGCAAAACCGAGGUCCGUCGAGUUGACUUCAACUUUUUAGCUGGAGUUACCAUUGCGAGUGAUAACCUAACUGUGUGGCUGAAUAAUAAGCCUCUGCAUACCGCUCCAUUGACCCUUAAUUUACUGCACAAUGCCUUGGCCAUUAAAUUUUUAGGAGAGAAGGCCUCUACAUUCGUAACCAAUGAGCCUCUGCCGUAUAGCGAUGAUACCAAGACUUUGCGAUUGAACAAAGGAGAGCGUUUGGGAGCUGAAAUCUCGAUUAACUUGACUCUUUGCAUGGGUUUCGUAACAGCCUGCUAUGCAGUUGCCAUUAUAAAGGAGCAGGAGACUAAGGCCAAACUCCUGCAAUUGUUGAGUGGAGUGGAUGUGUUUGCCUACUGGAUGAGUCACUUCAUUUGGGAUUUUUUCAUGUUUUUCAUAUCUGCAUUAGUGGCGAUAUUAACGAUUGCAGCUUUUCAGGAGAUUGGAUACUCAACGCCAUUAGAGCUAAGUCGUUUCUUCCUUUUGCUGUUAAUAUUUGCCUGGGCUGCCAUUCCCCUGAGUUAUGUGCUCGCCAGUCGAUUUUCGGACUCUGCCACAGGUUUCAUCCGCAUUGCCAUCUUCAACACCUUGACCGGAACCGGUUUAUUUAUGCUGUUCUUGACCCUCAACUUCGAAGCUUUUCAGUUGAAGCAUGUGGCAAAGCAACUCGCCUGGUACUUUCGCAUAUUUCCGCCGUACUGCCUGGCCAGCUCUACUCACAAUAUUCACAUUGGAUUCAGCAUUCGAAGGGGAUGUGAGGAUAGUCGCCUUCAGAAGAUUACCCAAAAAUCCCGCUGUGCUGUUCCAUUGUGCUGUAAUAUUCCAGACUAUUUCGCUUGGGAGAACCCUGGUGUCUUGCCGGAAAUCGUGUAUUUGAUUACGGUAGGUAUAGUAUUAUUUUUGUACUUGAUUGUGCUCGACACUAAGACUCUCGAGUCGAUUUACGAAUCUUGUUGCAAAUUGUGUGCGGGACGUAAGCGUUCCACCGGAGGAUCCACAAAUGAAAAUGAAGACGUUGCCAUGGAACGAUCGGUUGUAAUAGACCUGAUCAACGCGGAACGAAAAGAUAUACCUCUCUUGGUUAAUAAUAUUACCAAAAAAUAUAAAGAAAAGCUGGCCGUUAGAGGAAUCUCCUUUCAUGUUGCACAAAACGAAUGUUUCGGUCUUCUGGGAAUCAAUGGAGCUGGUAAGACCUCAACCUUCAAGAUGCUUACUGGGGAUGAGAAAAUCACCUCCGGAGAGGCCUACAUCGAUGGCGAUAACAUAUCCACCCAUAAGGUGCAUGGCAAAAUCGGUUAUUGUCCACAAUUUGAUGCCUUAUUUGAAGACCUAACUGGACGGCAAACCUUGAGGAUUUAUUGCUUGUUGAGAGGAAUCCGACGACGACUUGUGAGGGACAUAAUUUGGGAGAUUUCUAAAUCAUUUGGAUUUCAACAGCACCUGGACAAAAAAACGAAACAUUACAGCGGAGGAAAUAAGCGUAAAUUAAGCACAGCUAUAGCUGUACUCGGAAAUCCCUCGGUUUUGUAUCUGGAUGAACCCACCAGUGGAAUGGAUCCCGGAGCUAGAAGACAACUUUGGCAGGUUAUAGGCUUAAUUCGAUCUGCUGGAAAGUCCAUUGUCUUGACCUCACACAGCAUGGAUGAGUGCGAAGCAUUGUGCACUCGAUUGGCCAUAAUGGUAGAUGGCGAAUUUAAGUGCAUUGGCUCCGUGCAAAGCCUUAAAAAUCAGUACUCAAAGGGACUCAUUCUCAAGAUAAAAGUCAAGCAAAAGAAGAAAACCUUCCAAAGAGUUGUGAAAACUUCAUCGUCGUCAAGCGUUCAUAGUUUAUCAGCAGAAACAGCUCCUGCAAAUGCUACAAAGGAUUUUAAUCAAAAAACUGUAUUGGGAGAUCGAGUUUCUAAAAUUAAUAAAUUUAUUUUGAAAGAGAUUCCUGAUGCUGAACUGCAUGAGGAGUACAACGGACUGUUGACCUACUACAUUCCACAAACAAAAAUAUUGCCUCACAUUUUCCAGAUGCUUGAAAGUAAUGCAAGCAAGUUGAACAUUGAGGAUUAUUUAAUAACGCAAACACGGUUGGAGGAAAUUUUCUUAGAGUUUGCCUCGAAACAGGAGACCUCUGAAAUUACUACUACAAGAAAAUGCUGCUGCUGCUAAUCUUAAAGUUUUAUGUGUUGUUGCAUAAUAUUUAUAAGUAAAUUUAAUAUAUAUUGAAUGAAUGGUUUAGAGUUUUCUAAAUCUGACCUGA